AUGGCUCUACGAUUACUUCUUCCAAAUCGUAUAAUAAUUCCUCAACGGACAUCAUUAAUACGUCUUUGUCGUUAUUAUACACCGCUUACUUUUGAGCAUCGUUCAACAAUCAAUCCACCUUCGAUAUCCAAUUCUUCUCUUUAUUCUCCUCAAUUUAAAACUAAUACUUCAUUACUAUCAACAAAUAGUGCAUAUUUUCUUUCAUUAAAAUAUUCUUCAUCAUCAUCGUCAUCGAAUCCGCCCUCAUCAUCGGAUGGAAAUACUCCAUCACCUCCUUCGGAUGGAAAUUCUUCUUCUUCUUCCUCGUCCUCCUCAUCAUCAUCAUCUUCAAAUAGUGGAAAUAAUCAUAAUGAUGGACAUAAUGAAUCAGGAGAUAGUACAGUACCAGUCGUAAUUCAAGCAGGAAAUCCUUUAAUGCCUGUUGAAGUUCCAGAAAACUAUCCAAUUGUUCCAUUAAUACCUGUUUCACGUCAUCCAUUAUUUCCAAAAUUUAUAAAAAUGCUUGAAAUAACAAAUAAAGAUUUAAUGGAAUUAAUACGACGAAAAGUUAAAUUAAAUCAACCCUAUGCUGGUAUAUUUUUACGUAAAGAAACAUCUGCAACAAAUGAAAAAGCAUCAACUUCAGAUGAAAAAACAACAUCAACAACAACGCUAGAUUCAAAAACAUCAUCGGAAACAGUUAAAGAUAAAGAAAGAAAUUCAACUAUAGUAACAUCUGAUGUUGUUAAAAAUCUUGAUGAAGUUUAUAAAAUUGGUUCAUUUGUACAAAUUCAUGAAGUACAUGAUAUGGGUGAUCGAUUACGAAUGAUUGUUAUGGCUCAUCGAAGAAUUAAAAUUGUUGGUCUUGCAUCGGAUGCAUUAGGUAUAGAAGAUAUAGAUCGAAAACGACCUCAACCAAAAUCUAAUAAUAAUAAUCGAAGACGACAAAAAAGAAAAGAUGAACCUGCUGUAGCAGAAGAAAUAACUGCUGAACCUACACCAACAACUUCAUCAUCACCAUCACCUGCUAGUGAUGAACCUAUUGUUGUGAAUAAAAUUUUAUUAGUCAAUACGGAAAAUGUUACUCAUAAUGAAUAUGAACAAACACCAGAAUUGAAGGCAUUAACUGCAGAACUUGUGAAAACAAUACGAGAUAUAGUUGCAUUAAAUCCAUUCUACAGAGAAUCAAUUGCCGCUCUUAUCCAUAGUGGACAACGAGCUGAUCAUCCUGUUUAUUUAAGUGAUUUAGGUGCAGCUCUUACAAGUGCUGAAGGUAUUGAACAACAAGCUGUUAUGGAAGAAAUGAAUAUUCCAAAUCGAUUGAUGUUAACAUUAAGUUUAUUAAAGAAAGAAUUAGAAAUGAGUCGUCUUCAACAAAAAAUCGGUAAAGAAGUUGAAGAAAAAGUGAAUAAACAACAUAGAAAAUUUAUGUUAAUGGAACAAUUACGUAUUAUCAAAAAAGAAUUAGGUCUUGAAAAAGAUGAUAAAGAAGCUAUGAAUGAUAAAUUUCGUACAAGAUUGAAAGAACUGAAUAUACCACCACAUGUUAAAAUAGUCAUUGAUGAAGAAUUAGAACGUUUAAAUAUUCUUGAAAAACAUUCAGCAGAAUUUAAUAUUUGUACAAAUUAUCUUGAUUGGUUGACAAGUCUUCCAUGGGGAAAGACAAGUGAAGAAAAAACUGAUCUUGAUCAUGCACAAAAAGUACUUGAUGAAGAUCAUCAUGGCAUGGAAGAUAUUAAAAAACGAAUUCUUGAAUUUAUUGCAGUUAGUCAUUUAAAAAAAUCAACUCAUGGAAAAAUUCUUUGUUUUUAUGGACCACCAGGUGUUGGAAAAACAAGUGUUGCGAAAUCAAUUGCCCGAGCACUCAAUCGAGAAUAUUUUCGAUUUAGUGUUGGAGGUAUGCAUGAUACAGCAGAAAUCAAAGGUCAUCGUCGAACAUAUGUUGGUGCAAUGCCAGGAAAAAUGAUUCAAUGUUUAAAAAAAACUAAAACAGAAAAUCCACUUGUAUUAAUUGAUGAAAUAGAUAAAAUUGGUCGUGGUGGUUUUCAUGGUGAUCCAUCAGCUGCAUUACUUGAAAUGCUUGAUCCAGAACAAAAUGCAAAUUUUCUUGAUCAUUAUCUUGAUGUUCCAAUUGAUCUUUCAAAAGUACUAUUUAUUUGUACGGCAAAUGUAUUAGAUACGAUUCCUGAACCAUUAAGAGAUCGUAUGGAACUUAUUGAAGUAUCUGGAUAUGUAGCUGAAGAAAAAUUAGCUAUUGCAAAAAAUUAUUUAAUACCAUUUGCAAUAAAACAAACAGCUGUUAAAGAUACUAAUAUUGAAAUAACAGAUUCAGCUUUAAUGCGUCUUAUUAAAGCUUAUUGUCGUGAGAGUGGUGUUCGAAAUUUACAGAAACAUAUUGAAAAAAUUUUUCGAAAAGUUGCAUUUAAAAUUGUUAAAGAAGGUGAAAAUAAAGUUGUCGUGGAUGAUGGAAAUCUACAAGACUUUGUUGGAAAACCAAUCUAUACAUCAGAUAGAAUGUAUGAAUUAACACCACCAGGUGUUUCAAUGGGUCUUGCAUGGACAGCUAACGGUGGAAGUGUUCUUUUUAUUGAAUCAAGCCUUAUUAAUCCCAUUGAAGCAUUAGAUAGAUCGAAUACUUCAACAAAAGAUGAUAAGAGUAGUGGAAUAACUGGUAGUUUAACAUUAACUGGUAAAUUAGGUGAUGUUAUGAAAGAAAGUUGUAAAAUUGCAUUGACUUAUGCGAAAUCAUAUUUACAACACAUCGAUCCUAAUAAUCGAUCAUUACGUAUUGGUCAUAUACAUAUUCAUGUACCUGAAGGAGCAACACCAAAAGAUGGUCCAUCAGCUGGUUGUACAAUAAUUACAGCAUUAUUAUCACUUGCUUUAAAUAAACCAAUAAAACAAAAUGUUGCUAUGACUGGUGAAGUAUCAUUAACUGGUCGAGUUUUACCUGUUGGUGGAAUAAAAGAAAAAGUUAUUGCUGCUAAACGAGCAAAUGUUCAUACCGUUAUAUUACCAUAUGAAAAUCAAAAAGAUUAUAAUGAUCUUCAAGAUUUUAUUAAAGAUGGUCUUACAAUACAUUUUGCUAAAACAUACGAUGAUGGUUUUGGAAAUGUUGGUCUUCAUUCUACACGUUAUUUAACUCGACAUGGUGCAAAAUGUGUUGGUGUACUUGAAUAUGAUGCAGCUAUUAUUAAUCCCGAUGGCAUUGAUCCAAAAGAAUUAGAAGAUUAUAAAUUAGAAAAGGGUACAAUUAAAGGUUUUCCCGGUGCUAAACCAUAUGAUAAAGAUCCAAAAGAAGAAUUACUUUGCGAACAAUGUGAUAUUCUUGUACCAGCAGCAAGUGAACGACAAAUUACAUCAGAAAAUGCUCAUCGUAUAAAAGCUCGAAUCAUUGCUGAAGGUGCCAAUGGACCAACAACACCUGAAGCUGACGUCAUUUUAUUGAAAAACAAUGUACUUGUUAUUCCAGAUUUAUAUAUCAAUGCUGGUGGUGUAACUGUUUCAUAUUUUGAAUGGUUAAAAAAUUUAAGUCAUGUCAGCUAUGGUCGAUUAACAUUUAAAUAUCAACGUGAUACUAAUUAUUCUUUACUUGAAUCAGUUCAAGGUUCAUUAGAAUCUAAAUUUGGUCGUAUGGGUGGAAAAAUUCCAAUUGUUCCAAGUGAAGAAUUUUUUAAACGUAUGGCUGGUGCUUCAGAAAAAGAUAUUGUACAUUCAGGUCUUGAACAAACAAUGGAAAAAUCUGCACGUGCUAUUAUGCAAACAGCAAUGCGUUAUAAUCUUGGACUUGAUAUUCGUACAGCAGCAUAUGUCAAUGCGAUUGAAAAAAUUUAUAAUGUUUAUGUUAGUGCUGGUAUUACAUUUGGACAAUAG
This is a messenger RNA of Adineta steineri, 3852 nucleotides long. Lineage: Eukaryota; Metazoa; Rotifera; Eurotatoria; Adinetida; Adinetidae. The record is from the annotation of a GenBank genome assembly.